ACGAUAUCUAAAACUUCACUCUCAUUGGUCGCCGCGCUCCACCUUUUUAUCUCCUUUUUUAAAAGCGAAAAAUAUACGAAAAACUCACCCUGUCAGCAGUAUAACAAAGAGCUUAGGGUUCCAAUUGAGGCGUCAAAAAUUUGCAGCCAUUACCAGAGAAAAUGGUGAAGGACGAGGACUGUCACGCUUCAAAGGACUCAUUCCGUGCCUGGAGCAUCCCUAAGCUCUGCGAUGCCUGCAGAAUUACAAGCUGCUUGCUUUACUGUAAGGCGGAUUCUGCUUAUUUGUGUAUGGACUGUGAUUUAAAGGUUCACGGCGCAAAUAAAUUGGCGUCAAGGCACGAGAGGGUUUGGAUGUGCGAGGUCUGUGAGCAGGCCCCUGCGGCCGUCACUUGUAAGGCCGAUGCCGCCGUCCUUUGCCUCACCUGUGACGCCGACAUACAUUCUGCAAAUCCCCUGGCUCGCCGUCACGAUAGGCUCCCUGUAGUGCCUUUCUUUGACUGCGCUAAAUUCAUCAAACCCUCGAUUACCUAUUCUGACGCUGUUUGCUUCAAUUCUGACGCCGUUGAAGACGAUGACCUUGCUGCUUCGUGGCUGUUUCCAAACCCUAAGCAUACUGAGGGCGUCAAGAACUGCAGCGACGCCGAGACUGACGCCGGCGAGGGGUUCGGGAAAGGCGACGGGAUCGGGUGUCAAAAUAAGGGGUGUUUUGUGCCGGAGUUUUUUCCAGAUGUAGAUCCUUACCUGGAUUUGGAAUACGCUUCGUCGAUGGAUACCGGGAAUCGGUUUUCCGGCGGUAUGGACAGCGUCGUUCCAGUUCAGAGCCAUGGCAGCGGCGGCAGCGUCGUUGACGCCUCUACGCUUUCUGACAGUUUUGACGCCGAUCCGUCGUCCUGCAAGGCCAAUUACAGUUAUACGUCUGCCACGUCAUUCAACCACAGCUUAUCAUCCUCUUCAUUGGAUGUUGGGGUGGUCCCAGAUGUCACGGUGAAUGAUAUAUCGACACCCUUCAAGAGAGUGAUGGUGGAGGUGGGAGGGCAAGGGACAAUCCAUUGUAUUCCAUUGGAUCGUGAGGCAAGGGUGAUGAGAUACAAGGAAAAGAGGAAGAAUAGAAAGUUUGAGAAGACAAUUAGGUAUGCUAGUAGGAAAGCCUAUGCUGAGACUAGGCCACGAAUUAAAGGUCGAUUUGCUAAGAGGACAGAUGUCGAUGUUGACCAGAUGUAUGCAUCAGUUGAUCUUGGAUAUGGCCUCGUUCCCUCGUUUUAACUCAUGUUUUUUUCUUUUUCUUUAUUUCUUUUGGAGGUUUUCGUGAGCCAUUUGGUUGCUUGGCAAAUGGUUGCCCUCCAGUUGGUCGGUUGUUAAUAUCCUUGCUUUCAAUUGUAUUUUUACAAGGCAUUAAGCUCUCACACUACCUAAUUUUGGAGUUUUUGCUAGACAUCUCACCAAGAUGUCUAGUUUGUACCAUUUAUGGGAUUCACCCCACCUCUUCAUUGUACUAUCUAACUUGUAUUUUGUAAUUUAAUGGGAAAGGUUUAAUUUCAA
Messenger RNA from Cryptomeria japonica (Japanese cedar), 1541 nucleotides. RefSeq names its product zinc finger protein CONSTANS-LIKE 4. Bases 162 to 1265 code for a protein of 367 amino acids. The record is from RefSeq and is a predicted model, not a curated record. NCBI's taxonomy places the organism in Eukaryota, Viridiplantae, Streptophyta, Pinopsida, Cupressales, Cupressaceae. The transcript is spliced from 2 exons. Gene Ontology annotation, cellular component: nucleus. Gene Ontology annotation, molecular function: zinc ion binding; protein binding. Gene Ontology annotation, biological process: regulation of flower development.